Messenger RNA from Prunus avium (sweet cherry), 1243 nucleotides. Its product is annotated as prohibitin-1, mitochondrial. Gene Ontology annotation, biological process: mitochondrion organization. NCBI's taxonomy places the organism in Eukaryota, Viridiplantae, Streptophyta, Magnoliopsida, Rosales, Rosaceae. The record is from RefSeq and is a predicted model, not a curated record. Gene Ontology annotation, cellular component: membrane; mitochondrion.
UAAAGGCCAAAACAUUUCGCGUUUUCGCUCGCAACGUGUAAACCCUAAACCCUUGUGCUGCUGGGGCCUGCAAAUUGGGUCCGGUAAAUCUCCGGUUUCGCUCUGCUCACAGCGUCCUUCGUUCAUCGUCGGCAGACCUAUUGCUAAGCAAGGAGGAAUAUGAAUUUCAACAACGUUAAGGUUCCCAAAGUGCCAGGCGGUGGUGCAGCUUCUGCUUUGCUUAAGGUGGGAAUAAUUGGUGGGCUUGGCUUGUAUGGAGUUGCCAACAGUAUAUACAAUGUCGAGGGAGGGCAUAGAGCCAUUGUGUUCAACCGUAUAAUUGGUGUCAAAGACAAGGUUUACCCAGAGGGGACACAUCUUAUCAUUCCCUGGUUUGAGAGGCCAGUCAUUUAUGAUGUCCGUGCACGACCUCAUCUGGUGGAGAGUACUUCUGGCAGCCGCGAUCUCCAAAUGGUGAAAAUUGGGCUUCGAGUUCUUACUCGUCCUGUACCAGACCAGCUUCCUACAGUUUAUCGUACUCUUGGUGAGAAUUAUAAUGAGAGAGUCCUUCCUUCUAUUGUUCAUGAAACUUUGAAAGCUGUUGUUGCACAGUAUAAUGCCAGCCAGCUCAUUACUCAGAGAGAGACUGUUAGUAGGGAAAUACGAAAGAUUUUGACUGAAAGGGCAGCCAAUUUCAACAUUGCGCUGGAUGAUGUGUCAAUCACCACCCUCACUUUUGGGAAGGAGUUCACCGCUGCAAUUGAGGCCAAACAAGUGGCUGCACAAGAAGCUGAGAGAGCUAAAUUUGUUGUGGACAAGGCUGAACAAGACAAGAAAAGUGCUAUCAUCAGAGCAGAGGGUGAGGCCACAAGUGCCAAGCUGAUUGGUGAAGCUAUUGCGAACAAUCCGGCAUUUAUUACACUGAGGAAGAUUGAAGCUGCAAGAGAGAUUGCACAUACAAUCUCAAAUUCAUCGAACAAAGUUUACUUGAACUCAGAUGAUCUGUUGUUGAACCUUCAGGAGAUGAAUUUGGACUUCAACCGGAAGAAAUAGGCUCUGCAGGUUGUACCUGUAAUCUUUUCAAUUUUCGGAUUGUAAAAUUGUGGAAAUAUUUCCUUUAAAAGUUGAGUAAUGGACCUUAAAAGUUCAGUCUUUUGACGCACCACCAGUUGGCAUGGCCAGCGGCUCUCAGUGGAGAUAAAUUUUAAACAUUUAAUGGAACUUUUGAGGGUGCAGUUACUGUUAGGCGUUUCGCAUGUUGACA